Molecule: messenger RNA, 3060 nt
Organism: Nilaparvata lugens (brown planthopper)
Lineage: Eukaryota; Metazoa; Arthropoda; Insecta; Hemiptera; Delphacidae
Product: gastrula zinc finger protein XlCGF57.1-like
Exons: 5
Coding region: 666-2174 (502 amino acids)
Biological process (GO): regulation of transcription by RNA polymerase II
Cellular component (GO): nucleus
Molecular function (GO): DNA-binding transcription factor activity, RNA polymerase II-specific; RNA polymerase II transcription regulatory region sequence-specific DNA binding
Source: RefSeq, a predicted model, not a curated record
CUUGCAAGUGAUAUGUCUGCAUAUUUGCUUUUUUAAGAUAUGUACUUGAACUAAAAUGGUGGUCUUCAUUCUAGUGGGAGAAUUGGUUUAGGCAAGGAGGUUGUAAAAUGGAGUCUUCUUGUGCAAAGCAUGGGGGACUGCUUGGAAGGGAUUCUACAAUUGUUAUGCCCAUAAUUUUUUUUUCAAAUAAAUACUUGAACUAAAAUGGCGGUUUUCUUAUUGGUGGGAAAACUGCUCCAGCCAAGGGGUUACAAAAUGGAGUUUUCCCGCGUAAAGUACAGGGUGAUUUGGGCGGGGUUGGGAGCCCCCUUGGGAACACAAACUCCACCCCCAAUUUAAAUACUGCUCUGUGAUUGGUGCUUAAAAUCCGCAAGAUACACUACUGUUAUAUUUUUCAAAUGACAGGUAAAUCAUUAACUCUAUCGGUGUUUUAUAAUAUUCUAUUUAUUAUCGCAGUAAGCUUUACCAUUGUUUGUAUUUCUAGUAACAUUCUAGUCUUUAAUAACAUUCAAUAAUCUUCAAUAUUUUGAUAGUCAUAGUGUUCACUGUUCGCGGUGUUCUCUGAUUGGAGAUUUACUAAUAAAUAUAAUUUUAAUCAAUUUUUUGAGCAGACUUUUAAUGGAUUGCAGAUCAAGAAAGAAAUUGAGGCGUUCCCGGAUGCUCCAAUGAAUAUUGACAGAAGUGACUGUGAAUUAUCCUUAAAGGCUGAAUUAGACUAUGAGGAUCAGUCAAACGUGUCCACAUGUGACCAGGCGACAGGUAGCCAAUCACCAAUCUCAGAGCACAAUUCAUUGUGUUCAAAAUCAGAUUCCAGGUUGACUAAGGCCAUUGAAAAAGUAAUGUGUGGUGGUAGAAUAGCCAAAGUAGUAUUAGUAAGGUUGGAGGAUUCGUUUGAAGGCUGCAAUCAACAGAAGUUAUGUCCAUACCAGAUGGCGACAGUCACUGUUAAAAAGGAGGAGGAGGAGGAGGAUGAUAGCAGCCAGCAACCAGCUGCAGUGGAAGAUGAUUGCAGCCAACAACAUUAUCUAAUCCCUGGCUACAACAUGAUCUUCAUCAAAGAGGAUGCAGACGAUCAAGAGGCUGAAGGAAGUGCAGUGAGGAGCGAACCAGAGAUGUGGUCUUCAAACUGCAGCACAUCUGGCCGAAACUAUGCAAAAGAAGUGGGUGAACUGAAUGAGCAUUCAAUCUCUCCAGUGGAAACGUGCACUGAGACAUCAGUGGCUGGCAAAAAGACCAGGCUCUACAGCUGUGCUGACUGUAGCUAUAAAACACCAAAGUUUAGACAUUUGAAGAGACACAUUAGAAAACACACUGGAGAAAACCCAUUUAAUUGCGAGUUUUGUGAUUACAAAAGUGCUCAGUUAAGUAAUUUGAAAGUACAUAUCAAAACACAUACUGGAGAAAAACCAUUCAGCUGCGAGUUUUGUGAAUACAAAAGUGCUAGAGUAGAUAGUUUGAAAAGACAUAUCAGAAAACAUACAGCAGAAAAACCUUUCAGCUGCGAGUUUUGUGAAUACAAAAGUGCUCAACUAGUUCAUUUGAAAGCACAUAUCAGAAUACAUUCUGGAGAAAAACCAUUCAGCUGCGAGUUUUGUGAAUACAAAAGUGCUAGAGUAGAUAGUUUGAAAAGACAUAUCAGAAAACAUACAGCAGAAAAACCUUUCAGCUGCGAGUUUUGUAACUACAAAAGUGCUCACUCAGGUAAUUUGAAAACUCAUAUCAGAACACAUACUGGAGAAAAACCUUUCAGCUGCGAGUUUUGUGAUUACAAAAGUGCUCAGUUAGAUAGUUUGAAAGUACAUAUCAAAACACAUACUGGAGAAAAACCAUUCAUCUGCGAGUUUUGUGAUUACAAAAGUGCUCGGUUAGGUAGUUUGAAAAUACAUAUCAAAACACAUACUGGAGAAAAACCUUUCAGCUGCGAGUUCUGUGAUUACAAAAGUGCUCAUUCAGCUGAUUUGAAAGCACAUAUCAGAACACAUACUGGAGAAAAACCUUUCAGCUGUGAGUUUUGUAACUACAAAAGUGCUCAGUUAGGUAAUUUGAAAGUACAUAUCAGAACACAUACUGGAGAAAAACCUUUCAGCUGCAAGUUUUGUGAAUACAAAAGUGCCAGUUCAGGUGGUUUGAAAGCACAUACCAGAACACAUACAGGAGAAACAACUCCUAGCUAAGCAUUUUUAGGGCCGGUUUCCGAGCUCGGGAUUUAGAUAAAUUGUAUACUUCAAACAUCAGGAGUCAGAAAAUUGGCUUUCCAAAACGGGACGUAGUCGUAGUUUAAAUGAUAAUCUUUAUUUUCUCAUUUCUAGAAUUGGAAACUUGUCGAAAUGAGACAUUCCUGAAUAACUCAAAAUAACUGAAACUUUACACUAUUCCUAUUAAUUUUAUUUUGUGUUCAAUUUUCUAGUUUUUAAAUUAAUUUAAGUUAAUUGAAACAUGGACUAAUACUACGCCCAGUUUCAGAAAGCCAAUUUUCUGACUCCAGCUGUUUGAAGUCUAGAACUAGCUAAAUACCGAGCUCAGAAACUGUCACUUACAAUGGCUAGUCUUGUAUAGAAUAGUUAUGUCCAUAAGUCACAUACUUUUCGAGAUAUUGCAAAAACUUGAAAAAAUUGUACCUUCAAAGUUUUAACCACUCCCACCCCCCUUAGAACAGCGGUUAGGAGUGGGGACUUUCGAAAUGUUUACCAACUCACUACCCUAAACAGAGCUUUGGGGUCGAAAGUAGUCUUCCAGACAUUUCCACUGCACCCUAUUUUGAGCAUUUAUUGCCUAGACUAUAAAUGCUUGGGAAUGAAACAAAAAACAAAUAUGUAAGAAUCUUAAAAUAUUAUAUUCGCAUCAUUCAUGACACUAAAUCUAUAUCAAUAGUUUAUAAAAAGUUUUGUUUAAUGUACAGUAAUAUGACACUAUCAUUAAAUUAUGUUCUUAUCAUUUUAAUUGAUGUUUAGUUCAAUUCUACAACUAUUAGGUCUAUGUAUAAUAUUUACACUUAUCAAAAAAUUUUCCAAAUUAGCAUAUAUUGAAAAACCCCAUUAAAUCUAUUUAUAUAAAAAUUAA